Molecule: messenger RNA, 6411 nt
Organism: Pectinophora gossypiella (pink bollworm)
Lineage: Eukaryota; Metazoa; Arthropoda; Insecta; Lepidoptera; Gelechiidae
Product: WD repeat-containing protein CG11141
Exons: 9
Coding region: 136-2145 (669 amino acids)
Molecular function (GO): protein binding
Source: RefSeq, a predicted model, not a curated record
UCAGCCAGUGCACGGGCACUUUCGUAGUUUCGCACUUUCGCUUUUACAAACAGAAAAUGUGUUUAUUACAAUAAAUCAUGUUUAAAAUCCUGUAAACUUCAUUCUUUUACACAUUCCAGCAUAAAUAUUAUAAAAAUGGAGGUGACUGGAGGCGCAGAAGAGGGUUUCGUCCGGGAAUGGACACCUUGUUCGCAUAUUUUGAAUCUCAUACCUCCUCGGAUCCAAAAUGGGUUGUUUUCUAGUGAAUUGUGUUUGACUUGUGUGGAUGCGUGCAGCGAGUACAUAGCGCUGGGCACGAACGUGGGGCUGGUGUACUGGUACGACAGGAAAAAGGGCAACAUUCAGCGGCUGCGAUGCGAGGCAACAACAAGCCCCAUCACAUUUGUGAAGAUAGUAAGCACGGUGGACUACAUGGUGGGGGCAGGGAACGCCGCGGGACAAGUCACUGUUUUCCAAAUACCGAAGGAGCACCCAGAGAAUGUACCUGACACUUUCAAACCCAAAGUGGAACCAAAAGUAGAAAGGUACACAAUAGGCGAUCUUCACAAGAGCAAGAUAACAGCGAUAGAAUGGUCCAAGAAUGGGAUGCGGUUGUUCUCAGGGGACAAGAACGGAGUUAUUAUUAUGACUGAAAUUGACUUCUAUAUGCACUUAUGCAAAUCAAUGGAGAUAGUGAACGAGGAGCACGAGAUAGUGCAGAUGAGUUAUUACCAGAACACGCUGCUCGUGUCUAGUAUGUACCGCAGCAUCGUGUGCGAGCGUCGCGACACUCGGUGGCACAUCAAUCAGUUGGGGAAAAAGGAGCGGAAGAGCCUGUGCGCGCUGGGCGCGGUGUUCCAGUACUCGUACGCGCGUGGCGGCGCCGCGGCCGCCUACUGCGCCCGGCCCGGCCUGCGGCUGUGGCGCGCGGACAAGAGCGGGGACGUGCUGCAGACGCUGCUCUUUAAGGAGGCGAUAUCGAACCCGCUAACAGUGGCGGAGCUCCUUAACCCGUCGCAGAAGAAGCACUCGCUCACGGACACGGAGUACAACCUGGGCCCCCUGUUCGUGUUCCGCGAACACUUCCUGGUGUCCCACAACGAGCACAUACUGUACAUACUCGACCCGAGGUCACUGACCGCCGUCGCCGUACUAGAUGACUUAAGAAGGAUUCUGUCGGUAUGCGUGAAUAAGGAUGAGAUCUUCGUGCUGGAGGGUCCGCGCUCGCUGGUGCGCCUCGCGCAUGCGCCCGAGCCCGCCGCGCUCGCCGCAGAAGACCCGUUGAAUCUCAUGACGAAAUCGCUCACCAACUCUCUCCAGCAUGCAGUGAACACCGUGAGAGACCUCACACACUUAGACCAAACAGUACCUUACAUAACCAGCGUACUGGAACAACCUAUAUCCAUGUUCACAAAGAACGAAGUAGUAGACUCCACUGUGGCAAGCGCUGAAGAAUGCUUCGAACUACCCCCCAUAAAACACCUCCCAACUGAUCUAUCAAACAACGUACUCGAAUCUAUUAUAAACGAGUUCAAAGACGUGUCAAGCGAGACCGAGGAAUUGAGGAGGAUUAAAUCCGAGGAGAUUGAGAGGAAGUUUAAGCUGUAUAGUAGUAUUAUGGAGAAGAAGUACGAUGAAGAUCUGAUACAUAGUAGUCGGAGGAGUAAGGGGCGGUCGGGGGGAUCGACGCCGCGCGUCGCGACGCCCGUGAGGAAGCACGACGUCAGCUACACCAGUCCGUGUGUCAUGAACGUCAGUGUUUGUGGAAACAUCGAUCAACAAAACGACGAUCUUCUAGAAAAGCAAAUAGAAGAAAAAGAAAAGAUACUAGCAAAAAUGCUAAAUUUGGAGUCUCUAAGCAUCUCACAAAAAGUCGAAGAAGACAACAGGGACCAUGGCGAUGUUAUUGAAACUUACAACAAGCAAAACUUAGACGAAAAACCGGUAAUUGUGAAAAAUAAGGAACAACAAAAACCGGUAAACAACAAAGAUGUCAUAAAAAAAGACAAUUCAGCUGACUUGAUUCCUAAAAUUGUGAAAUUGCCGAACAAUUGGAAUUUGGAAAAUAUUGAAGUACAAUUAGAUAUACAGUCGAAUGGUAUUAGAAAUGCAAAGAAUUUAAUUUCACCAGACGACAAUUUGGAUGGUGAUUGGGAAAUAAUCUGAUGUCGAUUAAAUUUAGCACCAUAAAAAAUAUAAAACACACAAAGAGGUUAUUUGCAAUUAAUAACUUGUAAUGUUUGUUUAGGAUAAUCUAAUCUAAAAAUACAUCACAACUGCUGGAAAGUUACUGACAAAGUAUAAGUAUACUAAACCAUAAUUAUAUUUCACGAAAUGUAUUUUGGUGGCGGUGUAACAAUUUUACUGCCUAUAUAAAAUGCAUUUAAUAUAAUGUGCUGUAAAAUACCAUAAUGAGAAAGAUAUUCUUUCGAGAUUUUCCCGCCAUUUUCGUACUAGAGUUGUCCUGUUUUUAUUAUUUUUUUAGUAAACAUCCCGGUUUUAUUGCUUAUUCUAAAAAUAAGUAACUUUUCAGUAUUGGUAUAUAAAACACGUAUCUAAAUAAGCGAUGAAGAACAAUGCAUUUACUCGAGGCUUUGAUUAAAGCUUUUAGAUGUAAAAUUAUAAGACAGCUGAAUAGUUAUAAUUUAAAUAACUACGUAUAUAUUUUAUAUACUGUGUCCUUCAUGUUAGAUAUAAGUAUUUGUAUAUAUCGGUGUUGAACGUACGACUUUUAUUUUGUCGUUUUAUAAUUUUAGUUUGGAUUUGACUUAUUACGGUUAGGUCUAAUAUGAAUUUCUUAUACAUAUUUCCCUGUUUUAUAUACGUAUAUUUUUUUAUUUCGUUAUAUUUUACCGAAUUAUAUUGUUUUAAAUUGAAACGUAAACUGCUCUCAUGACUUACUUGUUGAUCAACUUUUUUUCGUUUGUUUUACCGCCUUUAAAUGUAGGUGGUUAGAUAGUGUAUUUUAAAAUUUAUUUUCAUAUAUUUUUGUUUGUAUAUUACGUCGUUUCGUUACUAAUUUUAUUUCUGUUACUUUUAAUCUUUACACCUCCUGAAUGAACUUUGUCUAAUUUGAGUUUUUACGUAGAUAAUUAAAAAGUGUAGAAUUAUCACUAUAACUUCACCUAGAUACAAGACAACACAGUUAAUAUUAUUCACAAUUGCUCAGCGAAUAGCUAUUUUGACUGCAUAGGUAGCUGGAAAUAUAUAAUAAAAAAGAUAUGUGCAUAUUAUGAAUUAUAAUAUAACUUAGGAUUUCGCUCGACGCACAUUGAUUUUCAUUAUUGAAUGAGAUGAGUACUAUGAGUAGUAUUAUAUUUAUUAUUCAUUUCAAAAAUCAUUAUUCUUUACUUUUAAAAACUUUAUUUAACAACUUGGCAAGAAAGAAUAGAAAGUGGACGUUAUGAGAAUUAUAAUUGGUCGAUGGUCUGGUAUUAUGUAAGUGUUGCCAUUUAGGUUGGAACUUUCUACUGAUCUUGCCAAACUGGGGGGUUAAAAAGCCACAUCGAAGUAAUUCAUCUAAAAAAGAAAUGCAAUUUGACAUUUGCGCAUAUAAAAAUAAGUGCGCAUUGCAAACAAAUGUCAAAUAGCAGGUAGUUUUUUUAGAUGCAUUGCCUCGAUGUGGCCUUUAUAAUAACCCCCCUGAUAUAAAAGUGUUAUCAAGAACCAGCAUCAAUCACAACACUCGUAAGUCUUUUGUAGUAUACUGUUUCCAUGAAUGUGUCAUUUUUCUUUAUAACAGUCAUGGUAUAAGAAAACCAGGUAUGCUCAAAAGUGACAGCUAACAUUUGAAGGAUAACUCAGCUGACGUCAUCCCACUCUACGAUGCCAUUUCGUAAAAAAUAAAUUACCCACGGCCAAUGUUUUUAUAUUUACUUUGCAAGGAAAUUAUGAACUUUAGUAAAAUGGUUACUUACAGUUAUAAAGAUUUUCAUAUAUGUGACAAGUAAUAGUAAUUAAAUACAUAGUCAGUAAUUCACCUAAUUUUCAGUAAUAAAAUUGACAUCUUUGGAAUGUUGGAGAUAAGAUAUCAAUUUAAUGGUAACACUUACGUCAUCCGUUAAAUUAAUGACAGGCUUAAAAGGCUACUAGGCCAGAGCCGUUAAACCCUUUCCAAAAAAAAAAAAACAAAGGGCUAGCAAUGGCGGCUUGUUAUAGGAUUGAGCAUACCUGGUUUUCUUAUACCAUGAUAACAGUAACAUUUUAGUCAAUUGUCAAUAGAGAUACCUACACUUGUUAUGUGUGAUAUUGCAGAACCCGUAUUGAUCACUUUAGUACAAUAAGGUUUAGACUUUCACAACUAGUUAGUACUUAUAUGAUUCCUAGAUUUUUUACACCCCUACACGCUGAAUACGUUAUAAAUAAAUGCAGUUUAUUUAAUUCAUGCUAAGUACAUGUCUCCUCCUUUCUUUGGGCCAAUGUAGCUCAUGGACCGUAGAAAUAGGCUGGACUAUUUUGCACUCUAGACAAAUGAGAUAUUUUUUACGACACGUCAAAACGAAAUUUUUCUAUUGAAUUCGUAUGGAAAACCUAUCCAGGUAACGUCAUCAUAAAAACGGUCAAAACUCAUUGUUAUUUAAUUCGUAAUUAAAAUUUGGAUUUUAGUCAAAAAUAAUACAUAAUUAAAAUAUUUUUUUGAUCGUCUUAGUCUGGCUUCUAUUUACCUUUCACCCAGUCAAAUACAAUCUAACACUGAGUGUUAUUUCGUUACUUUUUCGGACAAAUAUUACUAUAUAGAUUCGCGUAGGUCUGUAAUGGGCCAUGUUGUCCUAUCGGGAAGAGGAGACAUCACGGUAUUCUUGUAUACCUCAGAAUAAGUAUGGAGUGCCAUUGACGAGAACAAGGAAAGCGAACGUGCAGCAUUUAAAUAUAGAUCUUAUGCCCUGAACCUGUGUUAAUUAAUCAUAGAACUUGUAAUAUAAACAUGGAAGCAUUCUUGUGGUUCAAAAGUGACGCAACGAAAAUCGUACCGCGGGGGGCGGGACUUCAAAAUCAUACCGUCAUAUAAAUGCCUGGCUUUAAUUGCUGUGGUAUGAAUGUAUAAAUCGGCACGCGGUUUUUGUCACUUACCGGUACGUCGACGAAACAGCACAGAUUAAAUAGCGAUAUAAAAUCAAAAACUUUAACGUGUUCUUUUUAUUUUCGUGUAUAAUUAUAUUGUGCUACUGUGACUGUGUUGUUUGUGUGAGUUUAGGCGUCAAUAAUCACAUAUAUUUGUUGUAUACAUUCGUGGGGUUAUAGUCUAACCUAACCUAUAUGUCUGUAACUUGUUGUGGAUACUUAACAAAUAAAUAAUCAACUGCACCGACUAUCCAGAGACUGCAUCCAUGUUUAUUUUUGUUCGCAGUUCAUAAUAUGUAAUGAGCUCAAAGACGAUGUUUAAAACAAAAGACAGUGACAGAACACAGCUAAAGUGAAACUUAGCCACGCCUUCUAGGAAUGAGUAAUAAAUAAUAUGAAUAAUUAAAACACAUAAACCGCGUAAACUUAAAACAAUGUAUAAAUAAUAUGAAUGAUAUAUUUUUUCGGCGGAUAAGAAAAUGACAGGUAUAACUUAAAAUUAGGAGGUGUCUGCAGGAAUCCGGGUCAGUAUGCAUUUAUAAUUCGUUCUUUCUUCAUCGCAGAACACAGACUAGACAAGGGCGAACUAUAUUUGAUAUAAUAUACUCAUAUAAUGGUGCUAAUUCCUGUAAAUACCAUCUAAUUUUAUUUUAAGUUAUAUCUGUCAUUUUCUUAUCCGCCGAAAAGGAAAGGGACGGGUAAUCGACAAGCAUAAAAUUUAUGGAACACACGUCAAUUUUAAGCACAAAUCUAAACCAACCGUCUAAAAAUUUUACGUCCGUCAAUAAUCCGACACAGUUAAGUAGACAGCACGUCAAACGGAUUGCAUACCAGCGACGUACCUUUUGAUUCGCCCGGGUUAUUCAUUCAUUUACUCACAUUCUUCCUAAAAUUAAGAGCUAAUAAUUAUAUUAUAAGAGUCGCAGUCUCUCAUAAGUUGGAGAUAUAUUAAAAAUGCGAAAUAAGUAUACACAAAAAGGAGUGCAAUACAAAAGGCGUUCUGGCUCUGCAGCUAUUUCUCCCAGGCAUCAAAUUACUAUUAUACAUUAGUAUUACCAGGGGGGGUUAAAAUGGCCACAAAGCAAUUCAUCUAUGAAAGCAAUAUUGCAAUUUGACAUUUGCGCAUUUAAAAGUAAGUGCGCAAUGCAAACAAAUGUGGUGACGUGGCCAUUUUAACCCCCCAGAUUUAAGACGCAGGAUGUUAUAACAUGAAAAUAUGAGUGUUUUUGUUUUGUCACUGCCAUUGUUUAAGGUGAGCAUUUCAUUACGAUUGCUGCACAGGUCACCUAGGGUUACCCAAUGCAAGAAUAAAGUUUGUGAUAUUUUUGUGUGCUGUAUUUUACAACUCGCUUAAUAAAGUGUUUGAAAAUA